Molecule: messenger RNA, 561 nt
Organism: Trypanosoma grayi
Lineage: Eukaryota; Euglenozoa; Kinetoplastea; Trypanosomatida; Trypanosomatidae
Product: putative p22 protein precursor
Exons: 1
Coding region: 1-561 (186 amino acids)
Cellular component (GO): mitochondrial matrix
Source: RefSeq, a predicted model, not a curated record
AUGCAACGACGCUUCGCAUCGCACACCGCCCUUGCCGAGGCGACGCGCCGUGAGAUGGAGGAGGAGCAGCAGCGCCAGUCGAAACCGGCGAUGCCGCAGGUGCCGACUGGCUGGGCGGUGGAGCGGAAGCCCGGCGAAACUGUGUUCACGAUGCGCAAAACGUACGAGGGUGAAGAGAUCCUCCUCCGGUACGGCGGCACGACAGUGGAGGAUGAGGCGGUGGCGCACAACUUCACCGUGUUCGUGACGAACAAGAAUAAGACUCUCGCGUUUGAGUUGAGCUACGAGGACGGGGAGCUGGUGCUCGACGGGAUUGCAUUCCACGACGACACGAAAUUUGCGUUUGACGAGUCCGCGGAGGCGGAGGUGCGGCGUGAGAAGCUGUACGCCGGUCCGGAUGUGAGCGAGCUGGAGGAGGGUCUCGUUGACGCCUUCAUCAGCUACCUGGAGACGCGAGGCGUGGACGACAAGCUGGGCGAAUUCGUGGAUGCGUACAGCUUCUGGGCGGAGCAGGCGGACUACGAGGUGUGGCUCAGCGCCAUCAAUCGCUUUGUCUCGUGA